ACCAUGGCAACUGCUUAUCACGCGCGACCUUUGGAUCGAGUUUGGGAGUCGAAGAUGAUCCGUGGAGGCAUGACGAGGGCGCAGGAAGAGAGGGUUCGGGCCGAGAAUCGCCGAAGAGAGUACGAGCGAGAGGACAACAAGCGACUGGUGGCGCGUGAGAAGCUGAUGCGCACCAACGUGGCGGCCGACGAGCGCGUGGAGAACAAGCGGUUCGUGCGGCGACUGCAGCAGGAGAAGAUGGAGAUGGAGAUGGAGGAGAGGAUACUGGAAUCAGAGAGACAGCGAGUCUUGAAACAGAAGCAGGCGGAACAAGAGGAAAAGCUGGCCAAUGAGAUGAAACGGCUGAAAUGGGAGCAGCAGAAAGACGAGAGAAUGAGACAGCAAAUCAAGGAAAACAGUCUUGAACUAAGAGAGCUGGAAGCUAGGCUAAAGGCUGGCUACAUGAACAAAGAGAGGGCCGCUCAGAUUGCUGAAAAGAACGUCCUUAAGACAAAAGACGAGGUGUAUGAGAGGGAGAUGGCGGAGGUAAUGAAGAAGGAGUACGAGAAAGCGACAGAGUUGGAGAGGAUGAAGGAUGUGGAUAAAGCCCAGCAGUCAAUCCAGUACCAGGAGAUGCUGGAAAAACAACUCGAAGAACAGGAGAUGAAACGUCAGGCAGAGUACAAAGAAUUCCUCAAGGAAAAACUGAUGAUUGACGAAAUCGUUCGCAAGAUUUACGAAGAAGACCAGCGGUAAUAAGUCAAACCUUGUCCUUGUGUUUCUGCAUACCCUAUUCAAUGCCCACCAUCUCUAGAGAACUGGAGGCAAGGUUGGAAAAGCAGAAGGCUACCAGGAAGUUUAUCGAUGAGUUCAUGCAAAAGAGAGAGGAGUGGAAGGAGCACGAGCGAGAGCUGAUGGAGGAGGAGAACCGACGUAUUCUGGAGUUCAGUCAUCAGCAGCAGGUGCGAGAGGAGGUUCGCAUGGAGGAGGCCAAGAAACAGGAACAGGCCAUGGCUGCCGUUCAACGGAAGUUGGCAGAGGAGAUCACUCAAAAGAGGUCUGAGGCUGAAGAGAUGGACAGGAUUCGAACGGAGCUCUACCUCGAAGAGCAAGAGGAGUUGGAGAGACAGAAAGAGAGGAUGGCCAUAGAGGCCCAGUUACGGCGUCGUCUGGAGCUCCAGUCGGCCCACAAGGACUACCUGGAGUUGAAGGAACAGAAGAGGGUGGCAGAGAGGCAGGAGGAGGAGGAGUUCAGGAGAAUGAUGAUGGCCAAGUUUGCCGAGGACGACCGAAUUGAACAGAUGAACGCCCAGAAGAGACGCAUGAAACAAUUAGAGCACCGUAGGGCAGUGGAGAAGUUGAUAGAGGAGCGCAGACUGCAGUUCCAGAGGGAGAAGGAGGAAGAGUUGGAGGAGAGGAAGGCAGAGGAGGCCGCCAUGAGGGAGAGACGGGUCAUCAUAGAGCAGGAGAGACAGAGGCUGCUCAGGGAACAUGCCAACAAGCUGUUGGGGUACCUUCCUAAGGGAGUACUGAGGGACUCCCAAGACCUGGAACUCCUGUCUCCAGAAUUCAAACAGCAGUAUCAGAGAAGAAAGGUCGACCCUUUCGAAGAGCUCUAGACACACUCUCGCCACAACUUUCAAAAGAACAAUCUUUACGACGUGUAUAAUAAUAAUAUAGCUCCGUUUCUUUUCCCAUUAUACAUAGCUGUAUAGGAUUGUGUUACUAAUACUAUAUAGGAAUGUUGAACACACGCUGUGCGAAACUGUUUGGCCCACACAGCCAGCCGCACACCAAUUCAGGCACUAUAUUAUAUACAGGUGGGCUCACUUUCAGGUAUAGAUUAAGCCGGUCAUGUAGCUCCGUUUGUACAUUAUCAAUCACUUAGACUCCUCAUUCUCGUGUGCGCAAAAUGUUACCACAAACUAAUUUUUUCGUUAUACAGACA
Geodia barretti is the source of this 1927-nucleotide messenger RNA. NCBI's taxonomy places the organism in Eukaryota, Metazoa, Porifera, Demospongiae, Tetractinellida, Geodiidae. The record is from the annotation of a GenBank genome assembly.